Molecule: messenger RNA, 758 nt
Organism: Impatiens glandulifera
Lineage: Eukaryota; Viridiplantae; Streptophyta; Magnoliopsida; Ericales; Balsaminaceae
Product: ras-related protein RABF2b-like
Exons: 7
Coding region: 145-699 (184 amino acids)
Molecular function (GO): GTP binding; GTPase activity
Source: RefSeq, a predicted model, not a curated record
UGGUUUAGCUUUCUUUCUCCUUUCAACUGUCACAAAAUACACAUAAACUCUCUUUCUCUCUCUAGAUAUCUGCAAAUCAUCGAGUUAAAGGAUGGGUAACAAGAUCAUGCAAGUGAAGCUGGUGUGUAGGUUGUACUUGGAGAUAUGGGUACAGGGAAAUCCAGUUUGGUAUUAAGAUUCGUUAAAGGCCAAUUCUAUGAGUACCAGGGAUCUACAAUUGGAGCAGCAUUCUUUAGUCAGGUUUUGUCAUUUAAAGACACUGCUAUAAAAUUUGAUAUAUGGGAUACAGCAGGACAGGAGCGAUACCAGACCUUAGCUCCAAUGUAUUAUCGCGGUGCUUCUGCUGCUGUUGUUGUUUAUGACCUCACUAGCAAGAAUUCAUUUGAACGAGCUAAGAAAUGGGUUAAUGAAUUACAGAAGAGUGGAAAUCCAAAUAUGGUAAUGGUUUUGGUGGCUAAUAAGGCUGACUUGGAAACUAUAAGGGAGGUGACAGAUGAGAUGGGUGAGAAAUAUGCUAGGGACAAUGGUCUGCUUUUCUUUGAAACUUCUGCUAAAAGUGCAAAGAAUGUCCAUGAGCUUUUCUAUGAAAUAGGCAGAAGAAUACCAAAGGAUGCAUCUUCAAGUCCGGGUAGUGGAUUGAAGUUGCAUACCAUCAAUCAAGAAGAAAGAAGCAACAAAAAGUUUUGUUGCUCUAAUUGAUUUGUAACCUCUAUCUGAAGAACCACUUUUUAUUUGAAAUGGGUCUCACAGUAUAUUUG